AUGGGAAAUCAAGAAAACACCGUUCUAGGAGCAGAAGUGUCUCGAAAAGAGAAUUACGUGACCGUUUACGUCACCUUCAGUCCGAGGCCAAGUGCUUCUCCGGAGCCACCAUUGGUCAUUCGGGAUGAUGCCAUUACCGAACCGUUGGUGGACGAGAAUAUUCUCUCUUUAGAGAAUAUCCCUUUAGAUAUAGACGAGUUUGCUGAUGUCCUGGGGAACGACGGCCCGGUCAAGUCAACACAGGCUGCUAACUUACACGAGGCAAUUGCGUCCCGUUGGACCCAUAUUUUACAGAACGGUGUCUCAUUAGAAACCCUUCAAAAGCUGAGUGAACAAUAUAGCAUCCCGGGAAACUGUUCACUACUUGCUCCUCCUGUGUUGAACCCCGAGAUCCUUUCGGUUCUAGCGAACGACAGAUCAGCUCGGGACAACUCCUACAAGGAGAUUCAUAGCAGAACUGCUACCGCUCUGACUGCCAUGGGUAGAGCGAUGUCGUUACUUUUACAGGACAGCUCAAUUGCUAAGGACCUUCGAGAUGCCAUUUUAAUGCCUUUGGGUGAUGCUAGUCGUAUUUUGGUAAAUUCGCUUUUUGUUAUCUCCGAUACCAGGCGCAAAUUGAUAGUACCAACGCUCAAUAACAAUAUAAAAGAAGCUCUAGAAAAGACCAAGCCAGGGGAGCUUCUCUUUGGCGCCAACGUCUCUGAGUGCGUACGGGACGCAAAAUCUAUACAGACUGCAGGGAAGGAGCUAAAAGCGAGUACCGGGACAAGAUUUUCAACAGCCAGAGGGGGACGGAGCGAAAGUUUUCGAAGACGGGAUUCAAGAGCCUUCGCUACUGAAAGAGAUGGCCGUCCUUUAAACCGCUUCGGCCCGACCCGUCACAGAGAGUUACAAACGCUAAUUCAGUGGAUAGAAGGCUAUGAACUACCUUUCGCCACCCCACCAAGUUUUUGCAUCGGGCACUUACCUAAAGUUUGGACAGCCCAGAAUUUAGAUAUGUUUGAUGCAAUCAAGUCUCUACUAAAGUCCAAAGCAAUAGUGAGGUGCGAGUCUCACCCGGGACAGUGUGUUUCCAAUAUCUUCCUAGCGGAUAAACCCGAUGGCGGGAAACGUUUCAUUUUGAAUUUAAAGUAUCUUAAUACUUUCCUAGAGUCUCCCCAUUUUAAAAUGGAGGACAUUAGAACUGCUUUGAGACUCAUCAAAAAAGACUGCUGGUUUACAUCCAUCGAUAUUAAGGACGCCUACUUCCAUAUACGAAUCCACCCAAAUUCUAGGAAAUUUGUAAGAUUUGAGUUUGAUCGGCAGUUAUACGAGUUCACCUGUCUGCCAUUUGGGUUAUCUCCCGCGCCCUAUGUUUUCACUAAACUCAUGCGCCCGGUAACACAAUGGCUGCGAUCUCAUAAUAUUUUGUGCGUGUGCUACCUGGACGAUAUCUUACUAUUGAAUUCUUCCUACGAUGGCUGCCUCCGUAAUACUAAGGUAGCAGUCGAUUUUUUGCAGUCUCUGGGAUUUUCCAUUAACUUACAAAAAAGCCGGUUAAUCCCUAACAAGACCAUCAAAUUCCUGGGCUUUAUGCUCGAUUCGGAGCAACUCACAAUUUUUCUGCCAAUAGAAAAGAAAGAAAAAAUAAAGAAGUGGACCAGUAAAUUCUUGUCUUUGAAACGCUGUAAAAUUCGCGAUUGGGCAGGUUUUAUUGGCUAUCUGGUGUCGGUCUGCCCGGGAGUCAAAUACGGGUGGUUACGUACCAAAAUUUUCGAACGGCACAAACAUUUGGCCCUCCAGCGAGACCUUAUUUGGUGGCUUACUUCAAUUGACGCUGCUUUUAAUGACAUUAGGAAGGAUCAAUUUGUGCUGGAGGUUUUUUCAGACGCCUCGCUUACUGGUUGGGGUGCUUGCUGCGGAGAGAGUAGAAUUCGUGGGUGGUGGACUCCUGAAGACAGACUACAUCAUAUCAAUUACCUAGAGCUUUUAGCAAUUUUCUUUGCACUUAAAGGUUUUGCUUCGUCCUGCUCCAACAGCAACAUCUUAUUAAGAUGCGAUAAUACUACUGCGUUAUCUUAUAUUAAUAAAAUGGGGAGCAUUCACCAUUCAGCGCUUUUUGAUCUCACAAAGAGGAUUUGGGAAUGGUGUGAGGAGCGAAACCUUUGGCUGCACGUGUCCUAUAUCAGCUCUUCGGACAAUUGGAUAGCCGACAGAGAAUCCAGGAGCCUAACACCCGAAACCGAAUGGAGCUUAAGCAACAGGGCGUUUAAGGUGGUGACCAAACGCUUCGGGUUACCAGAGAUAGAUUUGUUCGCGUCCAAAAACAAUCACAAAUGCCCUAUUUAUGUUUCCUGGCAAAGGGACCCUGAUGCCGUCAAGGUUGAUAGCUUCACUAUUCAAUGGAGUAAUCUGGCCUUCUAUGCUUUCCCUCCAUUCGCCUUGAUCUUAAGAGUAUUGCAAAAGAUAAUCGACGACAAGGCUGAAGGAAUUGUAAUUGUCCCAAGGUGGGAAAAUCAAGCCUGGUUCCCACUCUUUUCUAACUUAUUGGCCCAAGAGCCAAUCGUUUUUCAUCCUAGUAAUGAUUUGUUAUUUCAUCCUUACAGCAAGCAACCCCACCCUUUGGCGAACAACCUUUCUCUACUGGCGGCCAGGUUAUCAGGGAAGCGUUUACACGAAAGGAGCUGCCAAAAAAUGUAG
Photinus pyralis (common eastern firefly) is the source of this 2679-nucleotide messenger RNA. RefSeq lists its product as uncharacterized. The transcript has 5 exons. The record is from RefSeq and is a predicted model, not a curated record. The coding region runs from base 1 to 2679 and encodes 892 amino acids. NCBI's taxonomy places the organism in Eukaryota, Metazoa, Arthropoda, Insecta, Coleoptera, Lampyridae.